This is a messenger RNA of Acipenser ruthenus (sterlet), 5116 nucleotides long. RefSeq names its product dnaJ homolog subfamily C member 14. The record is from RefSeq and is a predicted model, not a curated record. The transcript is spliced from 7 exons. The coding region runs from base 346 to 2892 and encodes 848 amino acids. Lineage: Eukaryota; Metazoa; Chordata; Actinopteri; Acipenseriformes; Acipenseridae. Gene Ontology annotation, molecular function: dopamine receptor binding.
CGCCGUGCGAGAUUUGAAGUUUCCCGUGGCCUUUGCCCCGGAAGUGGAAGGGAAACAGCAACAACAACAGCUGCUGCUGCAGGCGGGGCGCGCAGGACAGAAGCGCGAGCAGGACGUACGUGAAAUAUUCGCAAUUAUAGAAACUGCGCUCGUCUCCACGGAAACCCGUGCGCGCAACGCGGUGUUGCGAGUUUACCGCACAAGGUUGUGUUGUGUUGUGUUUUUAUUACCGGAUGUAGCGAGCUCGUUCGUGUUUUUCUUCAAAAUGUCAUCGAGUCUAUUUCCAGGUUCACUAGAAAAGUGAAGAUGGCUGAAACAUGAUGUUUGAAGGCUCUAAAGCUUGCAAUGGAUAAGAAGGGUAGCAAUGCCAGCAAGAAGACUGAAGCACCUGACCAGAGGCAGAGCAGUGCAGGGGAUGGGGUGCGCGAUGGCUCCCCUCAUUACACACCGGACUUUAUAAGUUCCUUUGUGAAGCCUCACCAUGCAGGAGAGGGCCUGGGGAAUGCACAGACUCUGCCUCCUGCUGCACAACAGGACAGGUGGGCCACGAGCAGCACACAGACCGUGAACCCCAUCGAAAUUGAAAGCUGUGGCCGAGGGGCCAAGUCCUGGGGGGAGAAUGGGGGGGAAUCUCCCGGGGAACCUUCUUCGGAUGACCUGUUGGACAUGGAGCUCAGGAAGAUUGAGGGAGGCAGUGAGUCCUGUUUGCAAGCGCCAUUCUUUCUGCCUAAUGACAUUUCUGUUUGUGGUGCUGCAGAGGCCAGGGAAUCCCCAAGCUGCUACCCAGACCAUUCAAGUUCUGCUGGAGACUGCAAACCAGGGCCUACGGAAAACAACAAAGCAACCAGCACCUUGGAGUCCCAAAACCACCAGCAUCCCCUGAGUCCUUCUGGUAAUGAAUCUGUUAAUGGAGGUAGGACAAUAAAUCUGGGCCCUCCUGAUUGUGAGAAGGAGCAUAAAAAGAAAUCCAGCUUUUCAGAGUCCGUUGCUUUCGGCUGCAAAUGUAAUGACUGGGACUGUGAAGAGCCCAGGCAUUCAGGCCUGCCAGUCUGGGAAGGAGAAAAGAGGGAGGAGCCUGAGGGAGAACUAGGAGAAGAACAGCAGGGUGACGAGGAGGAAGAGGAUGACGAAGAGCAGGAAUCGCGGAUGAACGGCGGAAGAGGAGGAGGAAUGGAGGAGCGGGUUUCCAGCUGCAGGAAAGGAGGCGGGAAGCGCCACAGGAACAGAGCUGGCAGCCAGAGAGAUUCUGAAGCCGGGCUAAAACAUUUUUGGGAGCAGCCCUCCACCAAGACUGCCUCAGGGGGAAGACACAAGCAGACCCGGCGCCGAAACAACCACCAACAUCAGCAGAGAUCCAAAUCCUCGGCUCCAAAGCCCUUCCUGGUGUGCAGGGAGCUCCUGGAGGAGUCAGUGAAGCCCUGGUGUCUGUCCUGCUUCUGGAUGGUGGUGGACCUGAUUGUGUUUGGGACACACCGCUGUGGGGAGUAUGUAGAAGCGGGUGGGGCGCUGGCUUACUCCUGCUGUGCAGAGCUGUUGGCCCAGAGCACUGACCUGGACUCUGUCAAGGACAAGGCCAGGAGCUCAUUCCAGUGGUGUCAGUGGAGAGGGAGCCAGGCAGCAGAAAGGCUGCAGCAGGCUGGCCACUGGCUGGCUGGCUGGGCGUGCCGUCUCCUCAAGAUGCUCCUGGCUCUGCUCUGUCUCGUCUUCAUGCUCUGUGUGGGCUGCCUCCGGCUCUCCUGGCGCUACGCUAGCUCUGGCUUUACCAGACUUUCUGAGAAAUGGUGGGGGCCAUCCUUUCAGCAGCACUGCACCUUCUACUGCUCCGCCACCAGGGCUGGUCUUCAGCGUUGUUGGGACGCCCUGAGAGAAACAAGGACUUGUGGUCUCCUGGUGGGGGCCUGGCAGAGACUGUGGCUGUGGGGUAAAUUCAGGACUGCUGGCUUGUGGGGCUCCAGUGCCCGGACUGCGCCUGAAUUGCCUGGCAGCGGCAGUGCCGCAGGGAAGUACCAGCCUGCCCGGGAGCUGGAGAGGCUGCUGGCGAUGGCAGGGCUGCCUGAAGAGGAGCUGGAUCCCUUCAAGGUGCUGGGAGUGGAGAUAACCGCUUCGGACAUGGAGCUCAAGAAGGCUUAUCGACAGCUUGCAGUGCUGGUCCACCCUGACAAGAACAAGCACCCCCGAGCAGAGGAGGCUUUCAAGGUGCUGAGAGCUGCCUGGGACAUUGUGAGCAACCCGGAGACCAGGAGGCAGUAUGAGAUUAAGCGCAUGGCGGAGAGCGAGCUGACCAAGUCCAUGAAUGAGUUCCUUACCAAACUGCAGGACGACCUGAGAGAGGCCAUGAACACCAUGAUGUGCAGCAAGUGUGAGGGCAAGCACAGGAGGUUUGAACUGGAGCGGGAGGCCAGUGAUGCUCGCUACUGCGGGGAGUGUAACAGGAGGCACGGAGCUGAGGAAGGGGACUUCUGGGCAGAGUCGAGCAUGCUGGGACUGCGCAUCACCUACUUCGCACUAAUGGAUGGGAAAGUCUUUGAUAUCACAGAGUGGGCAGGCUGCCAGCGUAUCGGGAUCUCUCCAGACACUCACCGUGUUCCCUAUCACAUCUCCUUCGGAGCGAAGGACAGCGCCAGCUCGGGCAGACAGAGGACCCCUUCAGAAAGCAGCCCGAAUUCAGCUGCCGAUCUGCAAGACUUUUUUAACCGGGUUUUCCAGGGCUCUCCCAACCACAUGCCAAACGGGGGCUUUUUCAGUCCUCCACCUGCAGGUGGAGCUGCAUAUCCCAGCGGCACUGCAACCCCCACCGCCGCCAGCUUCUCCUCUAGCACUGCUCCCCCAGGGCAGCCCCGGACUGACAGCACCAGACCGAGACGGAAGAAGAAAUUUAGACGGCCUUUCUAGAAUUGAGCAACGACACAAACGCAAGCGCAGCGAGAGAGAGGUAAACAGCUUGAGAACCCCUAACACAGGAGCAGACUGCACUGGCUUUACAACAUGGGAAGCCCUAACACAGGAGCAGACUGCACUGGCUUUACAACAUGGGACAUGUAGCCCCAUACCCCAUACCAAGUGUGGAAACCACCCCCCACCCCCCCACCCCACCCCCUUUUCUUUUUAUAGAAAAUCAAGAUUGUCCAGAGGAACUGAAACACAGACAGCCUGCACUUGUCAAGUUUGUGAGAAUCUUUGUAAAGAGGCUGGGUUAAGGAUGCUUCUGAAAAGAGUGCUCCCCACCCAGAUACCUGAUUGGAGCACCUGAGAAAUGCACUGACCUGCCAUGUCAAAGAACACUGGGGCCGGAACCAUGUGUCAUUGAUUUCAAUAGAGUGUGUUGUACCGAGGGGAUUAGAAACGUGGACACUGCAAUGUUAAAGGUCUAGAAUUUUGCCUAAAAGUUUCAAAUAUAUAUAGACCAAAUAUAGCCUUAAUGUUUCCAUACUUAUUCAGAUGCAAUCUAAUGUUGUGACAGAGGGGUUUUUGUGGGCUUUUCAGAUCGGUACAAACAUUACCAAUAUGUUCAAGUUUAAAUGCAUUCCUGCUAUUGUAGAAAUCCUGAACGAAAUCAAUUCAAAGAGAAACAUUUCGACUAGAAGUCUAUCUCAAUGCCUUCAAUGAAAACAUGUACCUUUUAGAAAGUGAACCGGAAACCAGAUCAAUCUAGAGCUCCAGUACAUGCAGAAAUAAACGCAGGCUUUUUAUUCUUGGGUUUAUUUCCUAAAGCAGUUUAUCAGCAUUAUAUAUCUACUUCGUUUUAGAGAUGAGGAAUGAAAGCAAACCUCAGCAUGGCAGGGUAGGAUCCCAGGGUGUUCAACACAGAGAUUGUGUCUCUAAUACUGUCAGGAAGUAUGGGAGUAAUACUUUUACAGGCAUGCUAGUGGGAGGUGAUGUAUGGGUUGUUCCAGCUCAAGGAAUGUGCGAAGUUACCAAAAAUCCCCAUUUGGAUCUGGGGUAUGAUCUAGAUUAGGGCUUUCCACUCUGCCUCAUUGACACAGUGGCUCUUUGGAACUGCCCAUUGAAGGUGCUGAAUGGGUUUAAAAAGACUACAAGGACUGUUCUAGGAAGAAGCAAGUAGUCACGUGCAGCGUAUUGAUGUUGUAUUGAAACAUGCUUUCAUGUGAAUAUAUUCAUUGUGUUUAUUGUAUGGCUGUAGAGGGACUCCCUGGUAAGAGGUAAGUGUUUGCAUACCUCUAAUCUAUUGGCCUCAUUUUAUCAGUGAAUUGAGGCAAGAGGUCGAACAGUGAGCUGAAUUCACCCAGAUGACCCUAGAUUGUUCCCAGAUUAUUUGGAUUAGGCAUUUGGCUAUCUCUUGUAACACUCAUAAAUACACUACUGUACUAAUGAAAACAGCAGUCUUUCCUGAGGUUACACUACCACCUGGUGGUCUGUACUUGCACAAUACAGGUGAUUCCUAAUUCAAAAUUGUUGUUUUGAAUUGUUUUCAGUUCUACUAAAAUGUUGACGUUACUGAGCAGCCCUCUGGUGGGCACACAGUGCGUCACAGCGUCUCUGUCAUGUUUCCUUUGCAUAUCAUCUUGCACAUAAUCUGCAGAUUUCGCUUUAACUAUUGAGUUCUGAAUUGCCCUGUAUUUAAACAGAAAUGAUACCAUCAUUGCAUUGCAGCCUCUUAACCCUUAAAGAGUCUUGUAUGAAUAUCCCUCCCUUCUGAGUAGCAUUCCACUGUAUUUCAGCUAACUCUGAGAUGGCUUUGUUGGUACCAGACAAUAAGGGUUAAGUUAAAAGCAAAAAAAAAAACACGUUUGACAAUCAUGAAAGGGGUUAUUAGAAGCCAUGCUUUAUUAUAAUUUUUUAAAUAUUCACACCACACCCUAAAAACAAAUACCUUUGAUGCAGGGAUUUUAACUACAAAUUCUGACCAAAAUCACAAGUGUCUCUUGCUCUAUUAUUUCAGUAUGUGAAAUCUGAAUUCUCCUCCCACGUCUGAAUCAAAAUCACCUGCCCUAAUUGUUAAGAAAUAGUCAGACUAUUUAUUAGCACUUCAAAGGGCCUGAGUCACAAUAACCUGACAUCAAGAAGUGUUGAUACAACCAGUAUUCCUACUUUGCUGUAGAGCUGCAAUAUAAUACUAUACAAUACUGUUCAUCAAUAAACACGUCUUUUCAAUGUA